AUGUUUCGACGUCGCACGGUCUACAUAUUCCUCAGCCUCCUCGCUGCCGUCCUCGUCGGGACCGUCAUCGUCCUCUCUUCCAUCUCCUACUACCUUUCCAUCGAUGUCAACGCCUACAUCACCGAGCUUGAGCUCGACGUGCCCUUCAAUGCGACCGACCCCUGGAACGCGACAGAGCACGGAAAGGUAGAGCGCAUCCCACGCAUCCUCCACCAGACAUGGAAGACGGAGACGCUCCCCGAAAAGUGGGCCGACGUGUCGCAGGGCUGUCGAGACAUGAUGCCCGACUACGAAUACAUGCUCUGGACCGACGCGAGCUCACGCGAGUUCAUCGCUGAAAACUAUCCAUGGUUCCUGGAGACCUUUGAUGGAUACAAGUAUCCCAUCCAGCGCGCGGACGCCAUCCGCUACUUCAUUCUGUAUCAUUACGGUGGUAUCUAUCUCGACCUGGACAUUGGAUGCCUGCGGCCGCUCGAUCCGCUCCUUACAUACCCCGUCAUCCUCGCCAAGACCAUCCCCGUCGGCGUUUCCAACGAUCUCAUCUUCUCCGAGGCAGGACACCCCUUCAUGGAACAGAUGAUUCACGGUAUCAAGAAGUUCGACCACAACUGGGUCCUCAACUACCCCACCGUCAUGUUCAGCACAGGCCCAAUGUUCGUAUCUGCGCAGUACGGGCUGUACACGUCCACGCACCCGCCAACCCUUGCGCAGCCUGGCGGCGAGGUUCGCGUUUUGCCGAAGUCACUGUAUGGGAAAAACGCGAAGCCAGGCGAGGCGCCGCACUCGUUUUUCUCUCAUUACUACGGCAGCAGCUGGCAUGCGGACGACGCUGCCUUCAUUGGCUUCCUUGGAAAGUGGGGUAAGGGCCUUAUGUGGAUCGGGCUCGUUGUCUUCAUUCUGGGAGUGAUCCGUCUCGCGCUCGCGCCGCACGCUCGAAGACGCAAAUACCGCCUCAGGCGUAUCGGCGGCUACGAAGUCAUGAUGCCACGCUGGGUCCAGCGCGAUGGAAGAUGGUACCUCGACCUCGGAUGGUUCGGUCUGCCCUCCUCGGGCGCAUCGUCGCCAAUUCAACCCGCCUCACCCGUACUCAGCGAGGAGUCGUCCGACGACACGGAAGAGGAAGACAUGCAACUACUGCCCCUGUCAUUCGCGCCGCGGUCCUCAUCUCCGACGCCAUCAGAUGCUUCAUUUACUGCGGACGUGGUGUCGAGUUCAUCGUGGCAGCCUCCAAGCGGGCGAUCGACGCUGGACGUUGUCCGCCGCGCGAGUCGCCGCGUGAUGACCACUAUCUUCGGCGCUUCAGAAGUUCCCGAGCGGACACCGCGCCGCCGUCGUAGCAGAGGCGUGCUGUUUUUCCUUCCUGCGAUUUUCACCCCGUCGCACGCCAUCGAGCUGCAGCGCGGACGCAGUCUAGCGCGCUCGCCAACUCGCUUAUCAGCGUCGCUUUCGCGCGCAUCUGCGAAUGUUCCGCCUGAGAAGCUACAGCAGCCGUGUCCGGAGGACCUUGAAGCAGGCACGUUCCUGCCGAUCCCAGAACUUCUGCCGCGCGGACGGGCCGCGAACUCGUCCUUCUCAUCCGUAUCGUCCUCCUCCACUCUGUCAUAA
Molecule: messenger RNA, 1605 nt
Organism: Laetiporus sulphureus 93-53
Lineage: Eukaryota; Fungi; Basidiomycota; Agaricomycetes; Polyporales; Laetiporaceae
Product: glycosyltransferase family 32 protein
Exons: 2
Coding region: 1-1605 (534 amino acids)
Biological process (GO): mannosyl-inositol phosphorylceramide biosynthetic process
Molecular function (GO): mannosyltransferase activity
Source: RefSeq, a predicted model, not a curated record